Chenopodium quinoa (quinoa) is the source of this 1305-nucleotide messenger RNA. Its product is annotated as putative nuclease HARBI1. Lineage: Eukaryota; Viridiplantae; Streptophyta; Magnoliopsida; Caryophyllales; Amaranthaceae. The transcript is spliced from 2 exons. The record is from RefSeq and is a predicted model, not a curated record. Bases 1 to 1305 code for a protein of 434 amino acids.
AUGAAUUCAAACAGUUUCAACUUAAGCUCAACCGAUUCCUCUUCAUCUUCAUCUAACUCGGAUGAUGAGGGAAGGGAGCUUAGAGUUCAACAAUGUAAUGAAGUGUGUCUUAUGAUACAACACGUAAUGCAUGAGUACAUUCCACCAAUUAUUCAAGCUGCCACUCAGCAACGCCGACGCAAAUCUACUGAGCCCCGAAAGGAUAGGGGACGCGAAGAAGGUCAUGCACGGUUAUACAAUGACUAUUUCGCGGAAGUCCCAGUUAAUCCAAGUUCCUUGUUCCGGCGCCGGUUUCGAAUGCGUAAACAUGUGUUUGAGCGCCUUCUUAACGCAGUGACCCAACAUGACCCUUGGUUUCAACAAAGGCGAGAUGCGGCAGGUCGUCUUGGGUUGUCUCCACUUCAAAAGUGCACUGCGGCCGUUAGACAACUAGCUUACCGGUGUGCUUCAGACGAUUGUGAUGAGUAUGUCCGUAUAAGUGAGGCUACUUCACGAUUGGCACUCCAAAAGUUUACAGAAGGUGUCAUCAACCAGUUCGGUGAUCAGUACCUACGCCGUCCAAACAUUGCAGAUAUGGAAAGAUUGCUACGUAUUGGGGAAGAACGUGGAUUUCCUGGCAUGAUAGGCAGCAUUGAUUGUAUGCACUGGGAGUGGAAGAACUGUCCACACGCAUGGAAGGGGCAGUAUCAAGGAAGAGCAGGAGUUGCAACUCUCGUACUGGAGGCAGUUGCGGACAGAGAUCUAUGGAUAUGGCAUUCGUUCUUUGGGAUGCCAGGUAGCUGCAACGAUAUUAAUGUGCUUCAUCGAUCCCCUGUGUUCGAAGACGUCUUAGAGGGUCGAACACCUGCUGUGAACUUCGUAGUCAAUGGUCAUCAUUAUACGAAUGGUCCACAAGCUCGUAAGGAUCGUUUAUUCGCAAAACACCAGGAAGCUGCAAGGAAAGACGUUGAACGCGCAUUUGGGGUCCUUCAAGCUCGUUUUUCCAUUAUUAAAAAGCCGUCUUUGGCGUGGGAUACCGAUAUACUCCACAAUAUCAUGCUCGCCUGCAUCAUAAUACAUAAUAUGAUCGUUGAAGAUGAACGAGAGACGUAUCAAAAUAACGUUAAUACCAAUGAGUUUAUGAAUGCUGGAGGCAACGCUAAUGAGGACACUACCGAGUACCGUACUGAUCGUAUUGUGGAUAUCGGCUUAUACUUGACUCGUAGAACAGAGAUUGAGGAUCAACAGACUCAUUUGCAGCUAAAAAACGACUUGGUCGCACAUAUAUGGAAUAAAUUUGGUAACAACGAGAACUUACGCAAUUAG